UUUAGAAUGGCCUAUAGAUUUCUGUACAACUUUUUACCCGUACCAAAGCGCCCAACUACACCGGAAAACGUGGAACUACUAAAUACGGGGACUAUAAAAAGGAGCAAAGAGGGUUCUCCGCACUCCGCUUCUUCCAGAAGCGCUUUUGCGAGCCAUGGGACCUCCCUCGCAGCUGCUUCCGAUUAAACCCUUGGAUGGCGCCGCGGGCUACAGCCGAUGGAAGGAGUCGAUCCUCCUCCGCCUCCGCACCCUCGGACUCGCCCACGUCCUCCUCUCCGACACGACCUCGGGCGACGACGACGCCGCCGCCGCCGCCGCCGCCGCUGCGGCGCAGUGGGAGCGCGACGACGCGCUCUGCCGCGGCCACAUCCUCCACACGCUCUCCGACCGCGUCUUCGCCCUCCACGUCCACCGCCGCACCGCGCGGGCCCUCUGGGUCGGCCUCCGCAACGCCUACGAGGCGCUCGACCCCAAGCACCGCUCCGCCCGAGCGCUCGCCGAGUUCGAGUUCUCCCCCGACGCGCCGAUCCCGGAGCAGCUCGCCGAGUUCGAGGCCGUGGCCGCGGCCUCGGGCUACGACCUCUCCGACCCGUACGUGUACAUCGAGGCGAGCUCGAAGGUGGCGCCGCUCUACCCCGAGUACUGGAUGUUUAGGAAGGAGGAGACCAUGGACGAGGUGUGGAGGAUCGUUCGACUGGUGGAGUCCUACAACAAGUGGAGGGAGCAGCGAGAGGAUACAGAAGAGGAAGAGGAAGCAGCAGCGAGUAUUGUGGCGAGAACGGUACGAUGCUACAACUGCGGAGGGCUAGGGCACAUGGCCAGGAAUUGUGCGAGGUAAAAAAGCUGUUCACAGAAGCUUUUGAAUGGGCCAAAUUAGUUGUUCGGUUCGUAGGGUCGGAGCUUAUAAUAAAGCCUUUUGGAUUAGAUUAGAUUAGCGCUACAGAAGGGAACUUUGAUUUUGUGAAUGCUUGUUUGAUCGGAGAAGAUAUUACUACUAGUUUACUCAUAUUUCUCUUUCCUUCUAGUUUUGCUUCUGUUCUCCCGAUAGUGUAUUCUUGCUGCAAAUCAUGAAACCAGUUCCCUAUACUGUUGCAGCAAA
Molecule: messenger RNA, 1099 nt
Organism: Ananas comosus (pineapple)
Lineage: Eukaryota; Viridiplantae; Streptophyta; Magnoliopsida; Poales; Bromeliaceae
Exons: 1
Coding region: 155-838 (227 amino acids)
Molecular function (GO): zinc ion binding; nucleic acid binding
Source: RefSeq, a predicted model, not a curated record